AAAAAUGGAAAACACCUUGAAGAUCUAACUGUUUACGAUAUGAUACAAUCAUAUAACAUCGAAGAUGAGGUGUCUAAUUCAACUGUUGAGGAACUAAUAUUUGAUCCACAUAUUGGCAUAUUACUUCUACAAUAUAGAAAAGUUCUUGAAGAAAUGAAAAAUCAUUACAUAGAACAAGAUUCACAAUGA
Racocetra persica is the source of this 189-nucleotide messenger RNA. Lineage: Eukaryota; Fungi; Glomeromycota; Glomeromycetes; Diversisporales; Gigasporaceae. The record is from the annotation of a GenBank genome assembly.